Messenger RNA from Myotis brandtii (Brandt's bat), 1994 nucleotides. It is a transcript of the gene POLM, whose product is annotated as polymerase (DNA directed), mu. Gene Ontology annotation, cellular component: nucleus. Gene Ontology annotation, biological process: double-strand break repair via nonhomologous end joining. Lineage: Eukaryota; Metazoa; Chordata; Mammalia; Chiroptera; Vespertilionidae. The transcript has 9 exons. Bases 44 to 1525 code for a protein of 493 amino acids. The record is from RefSeq and is a predicted model, not a curated record. Gene Ontology annotation, molecular function: DNA-directed DNA polymerase activity; DNA binding.
CCCGGGGGCGGGGCCGCCUACCUGACCAGGUGACGCUUGAAGAAUGAAUAGCGCUCCCCUGGCUGAGCCGAGGCUGGCAGGUGCGGAGUGGAGCCGGAGGGUGGCAGGCCUGGGCACGGGCUCUUUCCCUCUGCCCAGCUCCGAGGUGACACACGUGGUGAUGGAGCAGACCUCAGCCGAGGAGGCCGUCCGCUGGCAGGAGAGCAGGCCGGCCCCGCCCCCAGGUGGCACCCACCCGGCCCUGCUGGACAUCAGCUGGUUCACAGAGAGCAUGGCAGCUGGGCAGCCGGUCCCUGUGGAGGGCCGGCACUGCCUGCAGGUGGCUGUGUCGAGGGAGGUGCUGCCAAACCCAGUGUGGAUGCCACCCUAUGCCUGCCAGCGUCCCACGCCCCUCACACACCACAACACCAGCCUCUCGGAGGCGCUGGAGAUGCUGGCAGAAGCCGCGGGCUUUGCAGGCAGCGAGGGCCGCCUCCUUUCCUUCUCCAGGGCAGCCUCCGUGCUCAAGGCGCUGCCCUGCCCCGUCACCGCCCUGAGCCAGCUGCAGGGCCUGCCCCAUUUCGGAGGACACUCCUGCAGGGUCAUCCAGGAGCUGCUGGAACACGGAGUGUGUGAGGAGGUGGAGCGAGUCCAGCGCUCAGAGCGGUACCAGAGCAUGAAGCUCUUCACCCGGAUCUUCGGGGUCGGAGUGAGGACUGCUGACCAGUGGUACCGGGAAGGACUGCGGACGCUGGACGACGUCUGGAAGCAGGUGCAGAGACUGACCCAGCAGCAGAAAGCAGGCCUCCAGCACUACCAGGACCUGAGCAGCCCCGUCCAGCGGCCAGAUGCCGAGGCCCUGCGGCAGGUGGUGGAGGCGGCCGUAGGGUGGGCCCUUCCUAGGGCCACCGUCACCCUGGCUGGUGGCUUCCGGAGGGGGAAGUUGCAGGGCCAUGACGUGGACUUCCUCAUCACCCACCCCGAGGAGGGCCAGGAGGUGGGGCUGCUGCCCAGGGUGAUGCACUACUUGGAGCAGCAGGUGAGAGCUUCCCUGCCCUCCAGGGAGCUGCUGGGCCCCGCCCUCCAGCCGCAUGGACAGUGGGUCACACCUGCUCCUCCCCCGCCCCAGGGCCUUGUCCUGUAUCAGCAGCAUCAGCGCAGCCCCAGUGGAGACCCUGCCCGCCUGGCCCCGAAGGGCCACUCCAUGGACACCUUUGAGCAGAGCUUCUGCAUAUUUCGUCUGCCAAGGCCCCCAAGGACAGCCGAGGGGGGGACCUGGAGUCCCCACCCCUCCUGGAAGGCUGUGCGUGUGGACCUGGUGGUUGCCCCCAUCAGCCAGUUCCCCUUUGCCCUGCUGGGCUGGACUGGCUCCAAGCAUUUUGAGCGGGAGCUCCGCAGAUUUAGCCGGAAGGAGCGGGGUCUGUGGCUGAACAGCCAUGGGCUGUUUGACCCCGAGCAGAAGACCUUUUUCCAGGCGGCCACCGAGGAGGACAUCUUCAGACAUCUGGGCCUGGCAUACCUUCCCCCAGAGCAGAGAAACGCCUAAUCCCCUCUGCGGCCCUCAGCCACUCCUCGGGAAGGGGGGCUGCUCAGCCAGCCAGAUCAUGGAUGCCCUUGGACACUGACCAUCUGUAGGCUGGAGAGGUUGCUGCAACCCUCACCCUCCUGGGGGAGCCCCUGUGCACCCCCACUCCCCCAUGCACACCCUGCCCAAGAUGCAAUGAAAUGAUAACAUGGAGCAAACCAGGCUGUUUUCUGAAAGUGUUGAUGUGCGAGGGGUGGAGGGGUAGGGGUGGGGGCUGGGGCGCCUCACCACCCGCUGUUGGUGAGGUGGGCCCCAUGGCUGUGUGACCCUGGGGUCCUGAAGGGUGAGCUGGGCAUCUGGAGAGUAUUGCCAUGGUUACAGUACUGUCUUCCAAUCCAUAAACACAAGUACCUCUCUGUUUAUUUAGAUCUCCUUUAGUUUUAGUGAUGCUUUAAAGUUUUCAGAAUAAAUUUAUAUUAAAAAUUUAUAA